AAGAAGAACAACCACCACGCCAUCGAUCUAUCUCACGACAUGUCUCGAUUCUCGCUGAAAGGCCGCACAGCCCUGGUGACGGGCGGCGCCCGAGGCUGCGGGCUGGCGUUUGCGCGCGGGCUGGCCGAGGCUGGGGCGGACGUGGCCAUCUUCGACCUGGUCGAGCCGGAGGAGGGGUUCCAUGCCAUCCAGAAGGAGUACCGGGUGAAGACGGCCUAUUACCGGGUGGAUGUCUCCUCCCCGUCCUCCCUCGCCGCCGGGUUCGCCUCCUUCCAGGCCGAGUUCCACCACGCGCUGGACAUCUGCGUCCCCUGCGCCGGCAUCAACCAGCACCAGCCCUUCCUCGACUUCGACUUCGCCGAUCACCAGCAGCUGCUGGCCGUCAACGUGCUGGGCCUGUUCCACACGGCCCAGCGGGCGGCCCGCCAGAUGAUCGCCAACCAGACGCGCCACGGCAGCAUCGUGCUGGUGGCGAGCAUGGCCAGCCACGUCGCCGUGCGCAGCCAGCUGUGCAGCGCCUACUGUGGCUCCAAGGGGGCCGUGAGGGCCAUGUGUCCGGCCAUCGCGAAGGAGCUGGCGGAGCAUGGCAUCCGCGUCAACUCGAUCUCGCCGGGCUAUGUGCGAACGGAGAUGACGGCGGGGUUCCCCCAUCUGAUCGAAGAGUGGAAGGCAGCGGCGAUGAACGGGCGCAUCGCAGAGCCGGAGGACAUCAUGGGGGCGUGUGUCUUCCUGGCCAGCGACGCGAGCAGCUACAUGACGGGCCAGGAUGUGGUCGUGGAUGGGGGGGUGACCAAGUGCUCGAAUCUUCUCCGCUACGGAACCCCCGUCAUCCUCCUGGAUGAUCGUCCCGACAAGACCUCCACCGGCAAGGCCGACGGGCUGCAACCCAAAACGAUCGAGACGCUGAAGCAGCUGCGCCUGGCCGAUGCGCUGCUCCGCGACGGGGUCAAAGUCUACGACAUCUGCUUCUGGGACUCCACUCCCUCGACCCCCCUCCGCCGCACCGGCCGUCAGAUUCACUACCCCGACCACCUGGUCGGCGCCUCAGACCCCUACAUCCUGCUGGCGCAUCAGGGCAUGCUGGAGGAGGUGCUGAUCGCCGACAUCGAAGCCCGCGGCGGUCGCAUCCAGCGCAACAGCCCGUUCGUCUCGGUCGCUCGCACCCCAGGGGGGCAUCAGGACCUGCAGGUCACCUACGAGGACCGGACGACGCAGACGACGCGGACCAUCCACACGAGAUACCUGGUCGGAUGCGAUGGGGCGCGCUCGAGGGUGCGGACCUUCAUCCCGGACGCGCAGUUGGAGGGCGAGAUGACGAAUGCGUCGUGGGGGGUGUUGGAUGGCGUCAUCGACACCGACUUCCCCGACCUGUGGAGCAAGACGGCCGUGCGAUCGCACACGGCCGGCUCGAUCCUGUGGAUUCCGCGCGAGCGCAACCUGACUCGGCUGUACGUCGAGCUGAGCGCCACCGACGGCGAGCGCGUCGACAAGGCCAAAGCCACCCCCGAGUACGUGAUGGCGAGGGCGCGCGAGGCGAUGACUCCGUUCCGGCUGGAGUGGAAGACCAUCGAAUGGUUCGGCAACUACGUCGUCGGACAGCGCGUGGCGCGCAACUUCUCCGAUCCGGAGAACCGGGUCUUCAUUGCGGGUGAUGCCGGACACUGCCACUCGGCCCUGGCGGCCCAGGGCGCCAACACCAGCAUGCACGACAGCCUCAACCUGGCCUGGAAGAUCAACCUCGUGGCGCGAGGACUCGCCGAUGCGUCCCUGCUGGGGAGCUACACCGACGAGCGCCGCAAGAUCGCCACCGACCUGAUCGCUUUCGACGCGGGCCAUGUCGCGGCCUUUGCGCAGGGCGAGGCCGCGCUGGCGAAAAACUUCGACGAGAACAUCCGGUUCAUCUCCGGCGUGGGAGCCGAAUACCCACCCGGGCUGUUGACCCGGCCUUCCUCGAGCCGGACGGACGGGGCGAAGGCCGGCUCAUUGAUGCCUCCCGCCAAAGUGACGCGGUAUAUCGACGCCAACCCGGUCGACGUGCAGCUGGACAUCCCCAUGCUGGGCCAGUUCCGGGUCUAUCUGUUCGUGCCGGACGUGGGGAGCGGCAGGGCGUUUCUGGGGGCGUUCUGCGAGGGCGCUGCCGGGCUGGGACGGUCGGCCACGGCCUCGUAUGACGAGCAGCCCAGGGGAUCUGCGGAGGCCGAUGUCUACGUCCAGCCGGAGAGGUAUACGGCCGUCUCGCCGGUGGUCACGUAUGCGCUGGUGACGCGGUCGGAGAAGAGGGCGUUCGAGCUGGCGGAUCUGCCGGAGGUGUUGCAGCGCAGUCGCUGGUCCGUGUAUCUGGAUGAUGAUGUGGAGGGGGAAGCGAAGGGCUGUGGCUGUACGCAGAGGUGGAUGGGCGGGUUGGAUGGCGGGCGGGCGGGCGUCGUGGUGGUGCGGCCGGAUGGGUAUGUCGGAUGGAGUGAGACUUGGGCGGUCGAGCAGGGGGACAAGGCAGCGGAAGGGGUGAGGGAGUAUUUCUCGUUCUUGACUUGA
Molecule: messenger RNA, 2532 nt
Organism: Aspergillus heteromorphus CBS 117.55
Lineage: Eukaryota; Fungi; Ascomycota; Eurotiomycetes; Eurotiales; Aspergillaceae
Product: FAD binding domain protein
Exons: 10
Coding region: 40-2532 (830 amino acids)
Molecular function (GO): oxidoreductase activity
Source: RefSeq, a predicted model, not a curated record